GAGCGCCAUCAGGAGUCGUCUUAUCUGUUUAGUGCUUUGCUCUCCUUAACAAGGAGACUGAGAAGCAGAAGAUGUUUGUGUGUUUACUUGACCUGGUGUGAAGAGUGUGCAUAUAAGACUGCGUGGUGUUUGCCAGCGCCGUUGGAAAUGCUGGGGUGUCCAGCGAGGUUAUUUUUGGAUCAGUGACCGCGCGUCAAUGGCUGCAGAUGCGUCGCAAAGAAAGGCUCUGAGAUACCAACAGACCCUGCUGUACGGGGAGUACAGGGAGCAGCUGGGAAACUUUGCCCGACGAGAGGCUGCCCGUCUACUGACAGAGAGACAAUGGAGAAGACAAGCAGGGGAAAACACCUCAGCCAUGGGCCGCAGAGUCCAUGGUCGGCGGCAUCAUCUUCCUCAAAAUCCCGCCAUCCUGGAGUCACAUCAAAGCCACGGCUCCUCCACCAAGAAGCCUCAUCCCUAUUCAAAAUGUCAAGACUGUUUGGCUCGGGUGAGGCAGUACAUUGUGACAAAGAUGGGGGAAGACUGGGUUUUUCUGAUUCUGCUGGGUCUGACUAUGGCUCUGGUCAGCUGGAGCAUGGACUAUGCCAGUGCCAAGAGUCUACAAGCCUACAAAUGGAUACAUGGGGAGCUUAAGGGCAAUGUGCCACUCCAGUACCUUGCCUGGGUUACAUAUCCCAUAAUCCUCAUCGUUUUUGCCUCGCUCUUCUGUCAUCUGGUUUCCCCUCAGGCCAUCGGUUCUGGUAUCCCAGAGCUGAAAACCAUCUUGAGAGGUGUGGUCCUGAAGGAGUACCUGACCCUCAAAGCCUUCAUAGCUAAAGUCAUCGGUCUGACUGCUGCUCUUGGCAGUGGGAUGCCAGUGGGCAAAGAGGGUCCAUUUGUCCACAUUGCCAGUAUCUGUGCUGCUGUGCUGAGUCGAUUCAUGUCCAUCUUCUCUGGAGUGUAUGAGAACCCAUAUGGUUACACGGAUAUACUGACUGUUGGCUGUGCCGUGGGAGUGGGAUGCUGUUUCGGCACUCCGCUAGGAGGAGUGCUCUUCAGUAUUGAGGUCACGUCUACCUACUUUGCUGUGAGGAAUUACUGGCGGGGAUACUUUGCUGCCACAUUCAGUGCCUUCAUAUUCAGGGUGCUCUCUGUUUGGAACAAGGAUGCUGUCACAAUCACAGCUCUGUUCAAAACCAACUUCCGGAUGGAAUUCCCCUUUGACCUGCAGGAGUUACCAGCAUUUGCAAUCAUAGGGAUCUCAUGUGGCUUUUUGGGAGCGCUCUUUGUUUACUUAAACAGACAGGUGGUUCUCUUCAUGAGAAGACCGACAGCUCUCACACGCUUUCUAACCAAACAUCGUUUGAUCUAUCCAGGUGCAGUGACACUGAUCAUUUCCACCUUCACCUUUCCUCCUGGGUUUGGACAGUUCAUGGCUGGAGAGCUGAUGCCGAGAGAGUGUAUCAACUCUCUUUUUGAUAAUUUCACCUGGACCAAAAUCUCCGACUCGCCUGCUCCUCCUGGCCUCGGUCGCUCUGCCGCUUGGCUGCAUCCUCAUGUCAGUGUCUUUCUCAUCCUCCUCCUCUUCUUUAUCAUGAAGUUCUGGAUGUCAGCAGUUUCCACCACGAUGCCUAUCCCCUCCGGCGCCUUCAUGCCAGUGUUCAUUUUAGGAGCUGCUUUCGGCCGUCUCGUCGGGGAGAUCAUGGCCACUCUUUUCCCAAAUGGGAUAUUGUUUGAUGGGAUAGUUUACCGCAUCCUGCCAGGAGGCUAUGCUGUCAUCGGAGCUGCAGCGAUGACGGGCGCCGUCACUCACACAGUUUCCACAGCGGUAAUCUGCUUCGAGCUGACUGGUCAAAUCUCCCACAUCUUACCCAUGAUGGUGGCGGUCAUCCUGGCCAACAUGGUGGCCCAGGGUCUGCAGCCAUCUCUCUACGACUCCAUUAUCCAGGUGAAGAAGCUGCCCUAUCUUCCUGAGCUGGCUCUUGGGCACAUCAGUAAGUAUAACAUCUUCGUGGAGGACAUCAUGGUGCGCAAAGUGAAAUUCUUGUCCUCUCAAUCCACUUUUCGGGAAUUAAACCACCUGUUGGAGAGCACAACCCUGAAAACCAUCCCGCUGGUUGACUCUAAAGAAUCAAUGAUCCUUCUUGGCUCGAUUGAGAGGACAGAGCUUCAGGCUGUCUUAGACUGGUGGCUCUCUGCAGAAAGACGAGUCUUUGAAAGAGGUCCCAGUUCACCAGACAAAGGCUCCAAACUAAGCUGGGAGUCCUUCACUUUCGUAGAUGAAGAUGGAGAAGAAAGCACUGAGAAGGUGGAAGGAACACAAUGCCGUGAAAAGACUGUCUCUCCUGUGCAAGAAGGAUGUAAUGGACCCAUCCCAUCCCCUACCAUCCAGGAGCCCUCCACCAACCACAAGGAAUCAGACAAACGCAAGCUGUCGUCUGUCAGGAGGACUCUUCAGAGACUCUUCCCCUCUUCGUCCUCAUCGGGCCAGACUGAAACUCAGGAAGAUGUGCCUCCUCCACUAACUGACACCAUGUCCCCCGAGGAGAUCAAAUCUUGGGAAGAGGAAGAACUGGACAAACCAAUCGAUAUGGAGCAGAUACGUAUAGAUCCCUCCCCAUUUCAGCUGGUGGAAAGGACAUCGUUGCACAAGACCCACACUCUGUUCUCCCUUCUGGGUCUCAGUCACGCCUACGUCACCAGCAUUGGGCAGCUGGUGGGAGUUGUGGCACUCAAAGAGUUACAGAAGGCCAUAGAGGGCUCGACUCGCAGUGGAGUAAGGCUGCGUCCUCCUCUGGCCAGCUUCAGGGAUGCCAGCAGGAAAACUAAGAAGCACCAGCCUCCCUCGUCCGCCGCUUCCUCUCCCACACGGGACAGAGACCUGUGGGGGGAGGGGAGCAGAAGAGACAGUGAGAUGCUGAGGAGGGAGUCCAGGGAUCAUUCCCGGGGAAAAACUCCAUCUCUUCGAGGAGCUCCCGGGUCUGAAACAGUCCCCUCAUCUCCCAGCAGCACGGGGAGCACCAGUGGGAGCUCCGCCAACGUGAGAGGAGCUGAAGGAGCAUCCCAGGAUGCUGCGUCCCCUUCAACCUCCUCCUUCUCUUCUUUGCCUCCGGUUUCCCCCGUGUCGCACACGAGCCCGGUCCUCACACUAUCCUCCCUGCAGGAGGAGAGGGAGAGCGAGGAGUCAGAUGAACAGUUGUAAGAGGACUGGGAGACAUGGAUAAAGACCUUUACUUUUUUGUGAUUUCACUCCUCUUUGUCAGAGACAGAGCUGCAGUCUGAACGGAGGAGUCAAGCUUCCUGCAGUUCUUAAUUACUCUCAGCCACCAGGAUGAACUGGUUUACACAAACCCAUCUUAAAAUCUUGGAUAGUUUUUAUUUUGUUCUAUAUUCACACCAAUCUCACUUUUUCACUUCUGAAUCUCAGAUGCCUUCCUGUUUCAGACUUCAAGCAGACACAUUCACUCCAGCAAAUCACAGAUGUUUCUCCUCCAUCCAAAUCAGAGGUGAAUGUAGCUGAAUGGCCUAUGUAUCAAAAUCUGUUCGGUUCAUUAUGUACAUGUGAGCUACUGACAGCUAUGAACUGUGCAAUGAUGAAGUAAUACUGUGUACCAAUUAAAAACUAAAUUAAUUUGGCCAAAAGAUCAAAGAGAUUAUGCAUUUAAACCUUACUGAUUCAAAAAUCUAAUUUAAAAAUCUAAAUUAAAUUAUUAAUAUAUUUCCUGUACGCUAAAUAUUAAAAUCAUUGUUACAAGUUU
This is a messenger RNA of Girardinichthys multiradiatus, 3737 nucleotides long. It is a transcript of the gene clcn1b, whose product is annotated as chloride channel, voltage-sensitive 1b. Lineage: Eukaryota; Metazoa; Chordata; Actinopteri; Cyprinodontiformes; Goodeidae. The transcript has 23 exons. The record is from RefSeq and is a predicted model, not a curated record. Gene Ontology annotation, cellular component: membrane. Bases 197 to 3181 code for a protein of 994 amino acids. Gene Ontology annotation, molecular function: voltage-gated chloride channel activity. Gene Ontology annotation, biological process: chloride transport; transmembrane transport.